This is a messenger RNA of Quercus lobata, 561 nucleotides long. RefSeq names its product eukaryotic peptide chain release factor subunit 1-1-like. The coding region runs from base 1 to 561 and encodes 186 amino acids. Gene Ontology annotation, molecular function: translation release factor activity. Gene Ontology annotation, biological process: translational termination. The record is from RefSeq and is a predicted model, not a curated record. The transcript has a single exon. Lineage: Eukaryota; Viridiplantae; Streptophyta; Magnoliopsida; Fagales; Fagaceae.
AUGGCAGAUGGACAAGAAGCUGAUAAGAACAUUGAGAUGUGGAAGUUCAAGAAAUUGAUCAACGAUCUCGAAGCUGCUAGAGGCAAUGGUACAAGUAUGAUUUCUCUAAUCAUGCCUCCGCGUGAUCAAAUAUCCCGGGUUACCAAGUUGUUGGGGGAUGAGUUUAGUACUGCCUCAAACAUUAAAAGUAGGGUAAAUAAACAAUCUGUGCUUGGGGCAAUUAAAUCUGCACAGCAAAGGCUUAAACUUUACAACAAAGUUCCUCCCAAUGGGCUUGUGCUCUACACGGGUACAAUUGUAACUGAGGAUGGGAAGGAAAAGAAGGUCACAAUCGAUUUUGAGCCGUUCAGGCCAAUCAAUACAUCUCUUUACCUUUGUGACAACAAGUUUCAUACUGAAGUGCUGAAUGAGCUUUUAGAAUCUGAUGAAAAGUUUGGUUUUAUUGUCAUGGAAGGUAAAGGGACCCUUAUUGGGACUUUGAGUGGUAAUACCAGAGAGAUUCUUCAUAAAGUUAGUGUUGACCUUCCGAAGAAACAUGGAAGAGGAGGGCAAUCAGCCUGA